AUGUGCAAGACCGCAAGAGGUCUUAUUUUUGCAGACUGUGCCGGCUACGAGAAGGCGGUUUGUGAAAACCUUUGUGCGCGCCACGAUCGACCACAGCCUCCCUCAUUCACACCACCCGCUUCAGAGGUCGAGGCAGCAGCACUGACGGGACUGAGAAACAUCCAACGCCUGUUAAUGGGACUAAUGGCAAAAGAGGAUGUUCAAAAAUCACUAAAAACUGGUAUUCCAGAGUGGAACGGCAAAACAGUUGAACAACUGAUACAAUGCAUUCCAGAAACUCUCUAUGCGUGCGACAGACCGCAGGCAUUGUUUUACGGUGAAUCAGCUUCUAUCUUCAGAGCUCCUUUUAAGAACGCCUGCAAGGAUGCGUGCUUGUGUACUCUCAAACAAACAGAAGCCGUUGAGGAAUUUUUGAAAGGUCAGUCGCUGAAAGCCUCGUUCAGCACCUUUGAAGAUCUUGAAGUUGAACAGGAAUGCUUCUAA
Messenger RNA from Enterobius vermicularis (human pinworm), 483 nucleotides. Lineage: Eukaryota; Metazoa; Nematoda; Chromadorea; Rhabditida; Oxyuridae. The record is from the annotation of a GenBank genome assembly.